GCCGGCUUUCAGGGUUAGUGGCGGUGAGGCGUUCUGUGCGACAGAGGGGAGCAGGCGAUCACAGCACGAACCACGAACCAUGAGUCUGGGUGGGAGCGGCACGUGAAUUACAAAUGUUCCAAAAGAUGAUACGGUGAUGGCAAGCAUCUUGGGACAGAUAGCCUUAAUGCACGGCACGGGGAAGGCGAACAUCAAGCGUGACGGUAACGAACAGUUACAGCGGGCCGGCGAGGCACAUUAUUACUACCCAUGCAAGCCACCCAGAGCCUGCGGCGCACUAGCGACCUUCGUCAACAGGGCAAGGAUGAUGCGUGAUCCAUCCGUUUCUGGAAACAAACAAAGUGCAUCACGGCAAGGAACCCGGUUCGUGCAGACACGCGCGUGGAUGCGCAUGCCGUACGGCCGCCGUGGGUGGAUCCAGCGGACCGGGCCCUGGCAAAAGGCGCCAGAUCUGUGUACCAAGUAUCAUGUAUCGUCCCGACAAUCUUCUUACGCCCUUGGCGAUAUUUUUGUAUCACUGAGACCUGGUGAGCAUAGCCGACGCACAAGGACCAAUGCGGAUCCACGUCUACACUGUGCACGUUCUCCACCCAUCCCUCAGACUAGUUUCACGAAUGAGGCUGCAGGGUUUCAAUUACUGAUCACAGAAGACAGAUCAGGGAUCAGCCACUUCAGUCUAGCGACAUGCACUUACCUGUCAUAGAAGCUGAAACUUGGCGACCUCUACUCGCAAGCAGGCGACCGCGGAUCUUAUAACACCGUCUCUGUUCAAGGAUUCGAGUCG
Molecule: messenger RNA, 784 nt
Organism: Didymella exigua CBS 183.55
Lineage: Eukaryota; Fungi; Ascomycota; Dothideomycetes; Pleosporales; Didymellaceae
Exons: 1
Coding region: 137-703 (188 amino acids)
Source: RefSeq, a predicted model, not a curated record